This is a messenger RNA of Cadophora gregata, 2077 nucleotides long. RefSeq lists its product as uncharacterized. Lineage: Eukaryota; Fungi; Ascomycota; Leotiomycetes; Helotiales; Ploettnerulaceae. Bases 1406 to 2077 code for a protein of 223 amino acids. The transcript has 2 exons. The record is from RefSeq and is a predicted model, not a curated record.
GGGGGGGUGUUGGUAUGGGGGUAGAUAGGUAUAAGUAUAAGUAGAGCUGUAGGUUACGCUUCUUAUUUCUCUUUCUCGCUGCCUCUGUCACUCUCUGGAUCGAACCAUUUUCCCCCUGCCAGUUCUUAAGUCUGAACCUAAUAAUCAUAUUCAUUCUUCUCGCUCCUUAGUUUCCACUAUUUUUUUCAUUCUUUUUUUUUCGCUAUCGUAGCAAACACGCUAACACUUAUCCACCACCUCAUCCCCACGCACAUCACCCACAAUCACAAACGACAAACACUCCCUGCCGUCCUUGUUCCAGUCCUAGCAACACCAAGAACAAACACUCCAAGAACGAUGCACCUCCCCCUCCCCCUCCCCCUCCCGCUCCUAAUAACAAUCACAACCAGCCUACUAUCAACCCCAGCAACAGCAUGGCACUGUCCCAAAAACGAACACACGCUCUACCGCGCCUCAUGCUGUGAUUCCGUCACGCAAGUCAAGAGAGGGAAGUUUGAUGGCACGGAUUGUACGUCCUUUCUUUCAUCCCUAUUCCCCCUACCCGUUUUCUCUUACGCUCUUCCUAUAUUUUUUAAAUGUCAAAUAAAGGGAAAAAAUGGAUUAUUCGAUGGUAGUUGAGAUGCUUGCUGACGGGGAGGGACACAAUAGGCUAUCAGCCGUUCCCGAUGAUUGCGAGGAAUGUGACGGUGAAGAAUGAGUAUACGUGUGUGUUUCAGGGGACGAGGUUUGGGUUUCCGGGGUGUUGUAAGGAUAAGAAGGGGAAUAUGUAUAAAUGCCAGCCGGUUGUGGGGUAGAACACAGCCUGGAAGCUUGGUGGAUUAUCUGGGCUUUGGGGUUAUGACUAGGAGAGUGGGUGUGUUUGGGAAGCUUGCAAGAAGACGAACGGAGAUAAGGCUGUGGAAGAAACUGAAGCAAACAAUGAGUGCCGACCAUGUUACCUCUUUUAGCCUUUUCAUACAUUUCCGAACAUGUUUGUUUUUCGGCUCGGCUGGGAAUGUCAAGAGCGGGAUAUAGGCAAGCUGCAUGAACGUGUUGCUGUCAAUGUCGCUGUGCUCUAUUUUUAGUUUGGUCCUCGUGUGUUCCAUGCAAUACAAAGCGUAUUCUCUUUUUUGAGGUUAGAGUCAUUAUUGACAUGCUUGAAAGCUUCGGUUGUUGGCUGGGUGUGUGGUGUUAAUGGUUAAUAUGUUGCCAUCAAGCUAUGUUGAUACUUUCAAGUUUCUGGGAAAGAUUAUAUCUUGAAUUGUUCUCAUACUUUGAGCACGCUUUUUGCUACCCACUGCUCGUUCUUGUUUGUCUUGAAACUUUUAUUUGUUAUUCCGAUUAUUGCUUCCUACGCAUACAGAAUUGGAUGAACUCUACUUUCUAGAUCACAAGCUUCAAGUAUUAUUCCAGAUCCACGUGCGAGAUGCACAUUCCCAUCGCAUUCUCCAUCCUCCUCUUUCUCACAAGCCGGACUGUCGCAUAUCCAGCAUCCUAUAUCCCAGCAGAUGCCACAGAAACUUUGGACGCCGACCCAGAGCCUCCAACACCAACUUACUACCAGCCGAUCAACACCGCCGUCAACUCCCCCUCACCACCACUCUACUACCCACCAGCUAGCACGCCAGCUCAAUCAUACACCAAUCCGGUGGUCUACACUACAAAUCCUUCAUAUUUACUGCCUUCGCCAACAACGACAUCAACAUCAUGGUCAUCAGACUGCACCGACCAAACCACAACACCACCCGCCUCUUCCCAAACACAAACACAAACCCUAACACUUACCACACCCCUCGUCAUCCUCCCUGCAUCUCCCUCCCUAUCUCCAUCUCCAUCUCCCUCUUCAACACCUCACCAACCCUGCCAUAAAUGCUGUCCACCUCCACCAGCUAAAGAUGACAACGGCCGAAAAGGUGACUGGGUAUCUGGACUUGGGGUUCUGCUUGCCGAAGAGUUGGUCGAGGGGGUACAAGAUAUGGUGGGGAGGGUGGAGGGGAGGUGUGGAUUACUUGGUGGGAGGGGACAUGAGGGAAAUGCGACGAUGGUUAUGGGGUGUAGCGUCUUUGCUGGAGGUGUAUAUUGUGCGUGGAGUUGGUAG